AUGUCGAACCCUCUCGUAGUCGACAUCCACACUCAUGUCUAUCCCCCCGCAUACAUCGAGAUGCUCCGUGCCCGCAAAAAGGUGCCCUAUAUCCACGAUCCCUCCGACGGUGGACCUCCGCGACUCAUCAUCCUUGCAUCGGACGAUGACUCCAGCAUCCCCGUCGACGAGCGCGGUCGGCCCGUCGACUCAUCCUACUCCGACAUCAAGGUCAAGCUCGACUUUAUGCAAAAGCACGGCAUCGACUGCAGCGUCAUCUCCCUCGCCAACCCCUGGCUCGAUUUCGUCGGGGAAGAGCAAGCCUCGGAAUGGGCGCAGAAGAUCAACGAUGAUCUAGACUCGACCUGCACGCAGGUCAAUACCACCGUCUCUCAGACUCAAUCCGCCAGACUCCCUCGUCUUUUCGCUUUUGGCACACUUCCCCUCGGCGCACCUGGCCCCGAGGCUAUCGCCGAUGAACUGCACCGCAUCAAGACCCUGCGCCACAUGCGCGGCGUGAUCAUGGGCACGACGGGACGCGGCCAUGGAUUAGAUGAUCCCGGACUGGAUCCUGUGUGGAAGGCAUUGGAGGAUACCCAGUUGAUGCUCUUCUUGCAUCCACACUACGGUCUACCGGACGAGGCUUUCGGGGGACCCGAAGUGGUGCGACGUUAUGGACAUGUCCUCCCUCUGGCAUUGGGGUUCCCGCUCGAGACCACCAUUGCGGUGACGCGCAUGUACUUGAGUGGUGUUUUUGAUCGUUUCCCCAAGCUUCAGAUCUUGUUGGCGCAUUCGGGUGGGACGCUUCCUUUUUUGGCGGGGAGAAUCGAGAGCUGUAUCGCUCAUGAGCGGACCUUCAAGGUCAAUGGGGGCACUGUUCAGGGGCCGCAGCGAGGGAUCUGGGAUGUUUUGAAGACAAAUAUCUAUCUGGAUGCCGUCGUGUACGGGACUGCGGGGAUGAAAGCCGCAGUCGAGGCGAGUGGAGGGACCACCGAUCGCCUGCUUUUUGGCACCGAUCAUCCAUUUUUCCCUCCCCUCAGUGACGAAGACGAGCAGUGGACCAGUGUCGUGACCAACUAUAAGGCGAUCAACAAGACAUUCGAAAAUGAUGGAGAUGCCGUGGCAGGAGUACUGGGAGGAAAUGCAAUCCGGAUUUUGAAUUUGAAGUAA
Messenger RNA from Penicillium oxalicum, 1149 nucleotides. Its product is annotated as amidohydrolase family protein. Gene Ontology annotation, molecular function: carboxy-lyase activity; hydrolase activity. Gene Ontology annotation, biological process: secondary metabolic process. Lineage: Eukaryota; Fungi; Ascomycota; Eurotiomycetes; Eurotiales; Aspergillaceae. The record is from RefSeq and is a predicted model, not a curated record. The transcript has 2 exons. Gene Ontology annotation, cellular component: cytoplasm; cytosol. Bases 1 to 1149 code for a protein of 382 amino acids.